Messenger RNA from Anneissia japonica, 2071 nucleotides. Its product is annotated as probable alpha-ketoglutarate-dependent hypophosphite dioxygenase. The record is from RefSeq and is a predicted model, not a curated record. NCBI's taxonomy places the organism in Eukaryota, Metazoa, Echinodermata, Crinoidea, Comatulida, Comatulidae. The coding region runs from base 44 to 868 and encodes 274 amino acids. The transcript is spliced from 6 exons.
UGCCGAUAGAAAACAUCAGUCUUUUUUCGCACUGUGCUCAAGGAUGGAGCCACCGUUGAAGAAGGUGAAAACGGGAAUAGGUCUUGUUUCUGCUUGGCCAAAGUUCUCUGAAAGAGUCGAUGAAAAUGAAGAAAAAGAAUUCUUUCUAGAUGAAGGUUACGUGAAGUUGAUUGACUUCUUGUCACCGGAUGAAGUUGGUGCCAUAAGGAGUGAGCUGGAUAGGUAUCAGAAGGAAGUUGUGCCAGAUCUACCACCCAAGAGAGCAUUCUUUGAGAAGAAGGAUGAUGCCAGCAGCGUUAUCCGUCUGGAAAGAAUGGCAGAUUUUGAUGACUACUUCAAAGAUUUAAGUGAAUCUCCAGCAUUCAAUGGUUUAGCUGACAUCCUUCUAGGUGUAGAUUGUGAACCAAACAACGUGCAGUUCUUCUCUAAGCCACCAGGGGCUAAAGACACACCACCUCAUCAAGAUGGGAUCUAUUUUAUGCAUGAUAAAGGGAUCACCUUUUGGUUGGCUCUCGAUGAUGUUGAUGCUGAAAAUGGUGCCAUGUCAUACAUUCCUAAGAGUCACAAGCUUGGUGAACUGAAACAUAACAAAACUGAUCAGCUAGGCUUUAGCAAGGCUUUGGAUGAGUUUCCAGAGUCAAUGAAGAAGGAUGCAGUGAUGAUGGAAGUAAAGAAAGGAACUCUUCUAGGACAUCACCCAUACACAGUGCAUAUCGCUGGGCCAAACAAGUCAAAGGUAAGAUGGAGGCCAGCUCUUGGGUUGACAUACUGGGCAAAGAGUUGUCGUGAUGAUGAGGAACUUCAAGAAAAGCAUAGAAACUAUGAGAAGAAACUGAUGAAAGAGCUGAAAGAAGCUGGCAAGAUAUAGGUGAAGGGGGAAGUUGCUCAGGAAACAUGCUAUCCCACUCCCAGCAGGCAAUAUGUAGGGGGAUGUUACUUCUUUUGGAUUGUAGACCCUUUGUUAUUCAGUAGUAGUAAUAAUAAUUUAGUGGUGUCAGUAAUUUUGUUUAGCUCAACCAUGGAGAAAUUUCAUAAUGAUAAUACCUCCACAAAUAAUUCCAUUGAAAACAUUUUUAAUCUAAUGAAUUUUAAGAAAGAUCUGGGGUAGAUUUCUGUAUUGGUGUUCAUCUUAGCUUGGCUAUAAUCAUGAAAUAUAUAAUUAUAGAUCAUUAAUUUCUGUGGUUUUGUCAGUGUAGUAAUAUGGAGGUUUCGGCCGCGAACGUAUAUGUUUAGUGUGACGGAUACGUCAUCAUUUAUGACAUCAUAUGCCAGAUGCUAUCUUGAAUUGCGCUGUGAUUGCGAAAAACACAGAAUGGCUACAAACUGUUACCGAUAGCUGAACGUGUGCGUACACGUAUUCGUUUGCGUGCGAAACCUCCCUAACAUCUGGUUUAAUACCUCCACCAAGGAGGUUAUGUAUCUCUACAUGUCUCUGUUAGCAAAAGGGAAAUAUUGUAAAAGACAAUGUCAGUGUGAUAAUGUUUACUAUGAUUGACCAGUUAACACUAUUAUGAGGCUCAGAUUGCUCAAACUUUGUCUGUCCAGACUAUGUAUUCCCAUAUAUAGUCAUGCCUAUAACAUAUGGUUGUUGUGUGAUGUCAUCAUGGCCAUAUUUAGGCACAUCACAUGUUCUUUUCAAAUAAAAUUUGAUAGCCUCAACAGGGCUUUAGACAUUCUAUACUUCAUCAGACAUGUUUGAUAAAGUAUUCUCUGUUGUGAUGAUGACCCAUACUUUGAGAAAAUCUGGUAAUCAUAUUAAUUAUAUUUACCAUAUAAUAAUAUUUUUCUUAACGUUUAUUAUUUUUUUAAUGGUGGUUGUAGAACAUUACUUUAUUUGUAGAUUUAACAGGAAUUUUAAAGUAAUUGGUGUAAAGAAAGGCUUGCACUGUGUCAACGGUCUUUGACUAACAUGAUUCCAUCGAGAAUCUAAUGCCGGGCACACACUGCGUCGUAUUACGGUCCGUUGAAUGGCGAACCUAACUCUUGUUCCUGUGAGAGCUAGACGAGAGGUAGACGUCUGCUGAUUGUCGGUGGCAGUCUGAACGAAUCGUCAUAAAAACGAUGUGUUGUG